Messenger RNA from Pseudovirgaria hyperparasitica, 777 nucleotides. RefSeq lists its product as uncharacterized. Lineage: Eukaryota; Fungi; Ascomycota; Dothideomycetes; Acrospermales; Acrospermaceae. Gene Ontology annotation, biological process: protein folding in endoplasmic reticulum. The transcript is spliced from 5 exons. Bases 1 to 777 code for a protein of 258 amino acids. Gene Ontology annotation, cellular component: membrane; EMC complex. The record is from RefSeq and is a predicted model, not a curated record.
AUGGGGCAACCAGUAGUCCAAACGAUCCAAAGGGAUCCGGCGCUCUUCUAUUGGAUCCUGUUACCUAUCACUGUCGUCAUGAUACUUACCGGGAUUCUCCGCCACUACGCCACCAUACUCCUCCAGAGCACGCCUAAGAAACAACCUCUACCCAACGUACGACAACACCGAUCGCUGAUACGAGGAGUGAACCUACGGCAGAACGGUAACCAGCUGUCACCGUCUUCUUUUCAAAAUCGACGCGCCCAAAUGGUGUCAGACUUCAAAGAGGGAAAAUUCCUAGCAGAUCCCGAGGGCAGAGGGAAGCCACGCCCGAACCCUAUGACAGACCCCGCGGCCAUGGAAGGCAUGAUGGGAAUGAUGAAAGGCCAGAUGACUAUGAUGAUUCCACAGACUUUGAUCAUGGGGUGGAUCAAUGCCUUCUUUUCGGGCUUCGUUAUAAUGAAACUCCCCUUCCCUCUCACGCCGCAAUUCAAGUCAAUGCUGCAAUCGGGGGUGGGUACUCGCGACCUCGACGUCAGAUGGGUCUCCAGUUUGUCAUGGUAUUUCCUAACAUUAUUUGGCCUUCAGCCUGUCUACAACUUCAUCCUCGGCAGUAAUAAUUCUGCCAAUCAAGUAACGCAGCAGAUGGCACAAAUGAAUCCUAAUCCUGGCGCUAUGGGUCCGGACCAGGAUCCGGACAAGCUAUUCCUCAAUGAAGCGGAAAACCUUGAAGUGAUGGAGCAUCGCUGGAUUCUAGACGGGGUUGAGGAUCGAAUACUGGCACAACUCGCCUAA